Messenger RNA from Cimex lectularius (bed bug), 1214 nucleotides. RefSeq names its product innexin inx2-like. Gene Ontology annotation, cellular component: plasma membrane; gap junction. NCBI's taxonomy places the organism in Eukaryota, Metazoa, Arthropoda, Insecta, Hemiptera, Cimicidae. The coding region runs from base 44 to 1021 and encodes 325 amino acids. Gene Ontology annotation, molecular function: gap junction channel activity. Gene Ontology annotation, biological process: phototransduction. The transcript has a single exon. The record is from RefSeq and is a predicted model, not a curated record.
CGCUCGAUUCAAAUCGUUUAGAAAUUUAUUUUAACCGAAAAACAUGGACAUCUACACAUCUAUCAAGGAAUUCUUUACGUUAGAGCCAGAACAGGAUUGCGUUAUCGAUAAUUUCGUGUUUCGCCUCAAUUACAGGACGACAUCGGCGAUAAUAAUGCUUUGCUGGGCGUUCGUAACCGCAACGAAUUUUGUCGGUUCCCCGAUCGCCUGUUUGACGGAAGGAAACCCGGAAGACUUCAUCGAACUUUACUGCAUUACACAUUCGACGUUUACAGUGCCGGAUACGAGGAAGUUGAACCCUAGAUUCAAAAGCGACGAAGUUUCUUAUCAAAAAUACUAUUUGUGGGUCCAUUUAGUCCUGUUCGUUCAAAGCUAUUUGUUCUAUUCGACCGGCUGGAUUUGGUCCUCUUGGGAAGGAGGCAAGGUGCACAAAUUGAAAAGCAUAUCUAAAACAGCUUUACUUGACUAUUUCAGCUAUAAAAGAGGAAAUCAUAACUCCUACGCUUUUGGUUUUAUAAUUUGCGAAUUUCUCAGUUGUGCUCACGUGGCUUUGCAAAUCUACCUAAUGGACAGGUUUUUCGACGGGGAGUUCACUUAUUUCGGCGUGAAAGUGUUUCAGAUUCUCUUCUUGGAUUUCGGCGAAAGGGACGACGCCCUUGAAAAAGUCUUCCCGAAGCUUGUGAAAUGCACAUUCGAGAAAUUCGGCUCAUCGGGGACGAAGCAGGUCUACGACAGCCUCUGCCUUCUGACUAUGAAUAUCAUCAACGAGAAAAUCUUCUCGGCAUUGUGGUUCUGGUUCGUUUUCCUGUUUGUCGCCUCCUUUCUCGCCUUGGCUUACGAUCUGGCUUCAGUGGUUUCGAAGAAUUUUCGUUAUUUUGGCUCGAGACUUUUAGAAUGGCCAUCGGCUAAAGCGGCUAAGAAAUUAAACUUCGGCGACUGGUUUCUACUCUGCCAGCUCUCAAAAAACGUAGAUCAAAACGUUUUUCACAUACUAUUGGAGCACAUUGAAAACGAACUGUAAAUAUAAAUUAUUAAUAAAUUUUAAUCUUAGUAAAUAAACUUCGUUCCUAUACAAUAACAAAAAUUUUGGCAAGUUUUACAAUACGCGCGAGGCGCAAUAAGUUCACUGAGAAUAGUUGUUUGCUAUUCUCUUCACUGAGAGUUCAACAUAAAAUGUACAACCUACAUACUGCUAGAACUAUUAAAACAUAGUU